Messenger RNA from Ceratina calcarata, 766 nucleotides. RefSeq names its product Pigment-dispersing factor (gene Pdf). Gene Ontology annotation, molecular function: hormone activity. The transcript is spliced from 3 exons. Gene Ontology annotation, biological process: response to light stimulus. Bases 524 to 766 code for a protein of 80 amino acids. The record is from RefSeq and is a predicted model, not a curated record. Gene Ontology annotation, cellular component: extracellular region. NCBI's taxonomy places the organism in Eukaryota, Metazoa, Arthropoda, Insecta, Hymenoptera, Apidae.
GCAUAACGGAGAUGAUGAAUAUUAAUCAGGCCAGAGAAUAUCGCAACGAUAAAAAAAAAGAUAAUUUCGGAACUAUUAAAAAGAUGAUGAACUGUCGUAAAAUGAUGAAGGUACAGAAUAAUACCAUCCGACAGGACAAGUAUAUUUGGAUAAGGAAACGACGUUUGAAACUUUAGGACGAAGUUAUUUCAUAAAUGAAACCCAGCUCUUUCUGUUCGGGUGAGCGAACCGAUGAAAGAAACUCUGUCACGGACAAUAGCAGAUUAUAUAAUGACUUGGAGGAAUCGAAAGAAAUGCCUCUUCGAUAUUUCUUCGAAGGGAUAAUUGUCGUUCGCAGAUCCGUCUGUCACAGCCAGAUUUUCAACCCCCGCGUGUACCAUCCGUAUAAAAGUACCGCGGCUCGACUCCCUUGGUACACUUCCAUCUAAACCAGCUAACAGUAACGGUAUUUGCGUUUACCGCAGUUCCUCCGAUAAUUUCGCCCGUUCGACCGUUGCUCCUGAAUAUUAUUUUCGAAGCCACGAUGGCAUCGAUGAAGUGUGUAAUAAUUUUAAUUAUGAUGAUGGGAAUCGCGCUUGGAACAACCGAGGACUCUUACAGGAAUCUAUUGGGACUGAACGUGCCAUACGCCAGAGGAAUGAAUAACGAUUUACAACUCGCAAGACUGCUGACGCUACCACAAUGCCUCUGCCAUAAUAAACGGAACUCGGAAUUGAUAAACUCAUUGUUGGGCCUACCGAAGAACAUGAACAACGCUGGCAAAUAA